GUGGUUUCAUUGCUGCUGCUGCUGCUGCUGCUGCUGCUGCUGCUGCUACGCGUCACUGUCCUGCUCACAAAGCGCAGCUCUGAUAUCCAACUUGACCUGACCCGGUGUAAUCCCCCAAAGUCAUUUUUGCUUUGCUCGACAAGGACUCGAGGCCGAUCACUUCAUCUCCGUCCGUCCUCUCGCAGCGCUCAUCCGCUCGCGCGACAGCAGCAGCCGCCACAGCCACAGCGCGCUGUCCAAAAAACCGGAGCAUUGGGAUACGUUAAUGUUGCGGUGAGGAAAGCAUUGUGGGAGGACUCUGUGCAUGACAAGCUGCUCACUGGAAGAUAGAGAGGCGAAUAAAAUCGCGAGGAGAAGCUCACGCACGACUCCAGCUCCACGGAAUCCCGACUUGUUUACCCUGUACCGGGCACAGAGGAGCACCGUUGCGCAGUCUUUACGCACAACCAAAGAGGGGACUUGGGGGGGCGUUUGUCUGUCACCACCAUGUCAGCCGCAACAGCUUCAAUAGCAGAUGUGUCCAGGACUGAUUUUACUAACCAAGAUGACUGGAAUAAGUCAGCUCAGAACCAGGCUCAGUGCACACCUGUGCCCCUGCCAGCACUGGGCACCCAGAGGAUCAUCCAGGGCAACGGCACAACUGUUGGGACAGUCAUUUCCCUGCAGUGCCCAGCCAAACACAAACUGGUUGGACGUGAGCUGAUCUGCGUCAUGGACACCAACAGCACCCAUUGGGUGGGGGAGACCUACUGUAAACCUCUGUCUCCUAUUGAGGACUAUGGUUUCCGUGUGGCGGUGCUGGCGUCCAUUGUAAGCUCGGCCAUAAUCUUCUUCAUGUCUGUGGCCUUCAUCACCUGCUGUUUGCUUGACUGUAUCAAAGAGGACAAAAGGAAAAGGCAUGAAAGGGAGUCUGAAAUGUGGCAGUGGGAGGAGCAGGUCCAACAUCAGGAGGACAACAGGUCUCGCUACGGCCAUAAAGGCAGGAACAACAACAACAACAACAACAACAACAGCCAGGACAAGGUGCUCUCACUGUGGGACACUGGUAACCCAGCUGUGUGUGACAGCAUGCGAGCCUGCAGAUGUCAUCAGCAGUAUGCUUAUGGUCCUGCCUGCACAUAUGGCCCCACUCCCCCACUCUCCACUCUCCCUGGCUACGACUACAGACAGCCUCUCUUACCCCGAAACCCAGAUUCUGCACAGCUCCCCGGUACACCUGAAAACCUCGGACCUCCUCAGUCACACUGUCAAACUGCAAGCCCAGGCCUGGUCCAGCUCUCAGCGGCGGGGCUUGGUGUGGCGAGGCAGUACGGAAGACAGCAGAGCAAUUUCUGUGGAGCGAAGCCAUCGACCGCAGACGAGUCCAACACGAGGAAUAUAAACGCUGCCAAAGAAUUUUCCAUUCGGAUUAUAUCAGUGUGAGGACACAUUACACAGGAGGUGAAUGCCAUCAGUCAAGAACUUGUUUACUGACAAAAUAUGUUGGUGUGUGCGACGAGGACUAUGAGAAGUAGUAACUGAACAUUCCUGAUCUUGUUGAAAUUAUAAUGCAGUUCUGCACAGUAUGAAGGAUCUGUAGGCAUACUGAUGAGACAGACUUAUGUGCCUUCUGUAAACUGCAAUGGCAUACUGCCCUCUGUCUGAAAAGGGGAGCUAUUGCACUUUCAGCACACCAGCCUUGACAGAUGACACUCCCUGUAUGUAGAACUCGGGACUUUCAUGCCCUCGAUUGAGCUUUUCAGAAAUAUUGUUUUGUAAGAAUUAAAGGUACAGUAGGUGACUUAUAGGAAAAUAACUUUUUGUCAUAUUUUCUGAAACUGUCAUGUCCCGACAGUCGUACAUGAGACAGACAAUCUGUGGAAACAUCAGUCCUUCUAAUGGCAUUUGCAAGAGUCCACCACCCUGAACCAAAACAACCAAUCAGAGCCAGGAGGAGUCUCUGGCACUCCCUGUUCACCCCCCCCCCCCCCCCCCCCCCCCCCCCCCC
Messenger RNA from Epinephelus lanceolatus (giant grouper), 1987 nucleotides. It is a transcript of the gene susd3, whose product is annotated as sushi domain containing 3. The record is from RefSeq and is a predicted model, not a curated record. Lineage: Eukaryota; Metazoa; Chordata; Actinopteri; Perciformes; Serranidae. Gene Ontology annotation, cellular component: plasma membrane.